Molecule: messenger RNA, 1016 nt
Organism: Pyrus x bretschneideri (Chinese white pear)
Lineage: Eukaryota; Viridiplantae; Streptophyta; Magnoliopsida; Rosales; Rosaceae
Product: protein AE7
Exons: 6
Coding region: 220-699 (159 amino acids)
Biological process (GO): iron-sulfur cluster assembly
Source: RefSeq, a predicted model, not a curated record
UCAAUCAGGUUUUAUGUAGCCUCUCCCUCUCCCACCCUCCCUCUAUACGUGGAGUCCCUCCCUCCUCCGACACCACCGCCAGGCCAACAUAGAGGUCAGGACCUCCACUCUCAGCCACAGGCCACCCACGCCCUGUCCUUCUGUCCUUCUCUCUCCUCUCCAAUCCAUCAAAUUCCUCAAUUUGACUGGCCGAAGAAAGCUUAAAGAGAAAGAGGAAAGAUGGUGUCCGAGUUAAUAAAUGCGAAUCCGGUCAUCUACGAAAAGAAAGAGCGUCGGGUUCGUAGUGUUCCAAGUGCUGCUGCAGAUGAAUAUGUUGUUGAACCCAUUGACCAACAAGAGAUUUUCGACCAUAUUAGAGAUAUAAAGGACCCGGAACACCCUUAUUCGUUGGAGGAGCUCAAAGUGAUAACAGAAGAUGCAAUUGAAGUUGAUGAUGCUCGUGGCUACGUCAGGGUCACAUUUACUCCUACGGUGGAACAUUGUAGUAUGGCAACGGUUAUUGGUCUUUGCUUACGUGUUAAACUCUUAAGGAGCCUACCUUCUCGUUACAAGGUGGAUAUUAGGGUGGCACCCGGAUCUCAUGCAACCGAAGCUGCAGUUAAUAAGCAACUGAAUGAUAAGGAACGGGUGGCUGCGGCGUUGGAGAACCCAGGCCUCGUUGAUAUGGUUGAUGAAUGCCUUUCUCCUUCGUAUGAGUGAAUGAAUCGUUGAUCAAAUCGACUGGUCCAGUCAUCAGCAUAGUGCUUUUCUACCAUACAUCUUGUGGCCACUCAUGUUGAUAUAAUUUGAAUGGUCAGUUAAGAUGGGGAAUAUUGGAUUAUAAGAAAUAGUUACCCUUGUUUAAUGUUAUGGUCAUUGUUUUUCCUGUAGAGAUUAGUUUUGUAAUAAGAUACCACAUAAUAGCAUUAGUUUAUGUUAGGGAAAUUUUAUUUGAACCCAUGUAACCUCUUUCUACACUCAACUUACUCUCUUCACCCAUAUUUUGAUUAAAGAAUUAAUCUCUCUUUAAACCCAAA